This is a messenger RNA of Fusarium pseudograminearum CS3096, 1662 nucleotides long. RefSeq lists its product as uncharacterized. Bases 1 to 1662 code for a protein of 553 amino acids. The record is from RefSeq and is a predicted model, not a curated record. Lineage: Eukaryota; Fungi; Ascomycota; Sordariomycetes; Hypocreales; Nectriaceae. Gene Ontology annotation, molecular function: A2-type glycerophospholipase activity. Gene Ontology annotation, biological process: glycerophospholipid catabolic process. The transcript has a single exon. Gene Ontology annotation, cellular component: cytosol; intracellular membrane-bounded organelle.
AUGGUUUCCUUCAGUGUCCUCAUUACCUGUUUGUCUGGUGCGACAGUUGCGACAGCAUCAGCUGUUCCAAAUCACGGUUCUCCUUAUGCACCAAAACACGCAAAAUGUCCAUCGACACCACUUGUUCGUGGCGCUUCGGGUAUCUCCGCUGCUGAAUCUGACUACAUCACUCAACGACAUCGCAAGGCUUCCACCGCCUUGAAGAAAUGGUUGAAGUCCGUCGAUAAGGACUUCGAGUCAGCCACUAAGGAAUGGGGUUCUGAAAAGUACGGCGAUGCACCUGUUGUGGCCCUCACAUCAAGUGGUGGCGGAUACAGAGCCAUGCUUAGCGGUGCGGGAGUUGUCAAGGCUUUUGAUGGACGCGAGAAAGUCAAGACUGCUGUCAGUGGCCUCUAUCAGGCUGUUACCUACGAAGCAGGCCUCUCUGGUGGCUCUUGGCUUCUGUCGUCUAUCGCGAGCAACAACUACCCAACUGUCAGUUCGCUGCAAAAGAAACUAUGGGAAGAAGCACUUCAGAGCAGUCUUCUCGUCCCCAGUAUCCUAAACUCGCCUAUGAAAGACCCCGUUUAUGAUACCGUCGAAGCAGAUAUCAAGGCAAAGCAGGCCGCUGGCUUUGAACCUACCAUCAUCGAUCCUUGGGGCCGUCUUCUCUCUUACGGUCUUCUACGAGGCCCCGAUGGAGGAGUGCGAGAGACCAUGUCCAGCAUCGCCCAAACCUCUAGCUUCAAGGACCAUGUCGCACCAUACCCUAUCAUCACAGCUCUUGGUGUUGAGCCUGGUUCAUGUAUCCCAGAGACGAACGCUACACAAUAUGAGUUCCAUCCAUACGAGUUUGGAUCAUGGGACGCUGGAGUUGAAGCUUUUGCUGUAUCCAAGUACAUCGGGACAUCGUUCUCCAACGGUCGACCUAAAAAGGACUGUAUCACCAACUAUGAUCAACUGAGUUAUGUGCUCGGAACAUCUUCCAAUGUCUUUGCAGCAGCAUGUUCACCUAUUUCGUCCAACAAUUCCGCCGAGGCCACGCUGGUGGAGAACUUUGCCGCGUUGGUUUCUCCAUCUGGUCCUGGUGUUUCUGUGCGUCAGGGUUUCGGUCUGUUUCCCAACCCUUUCCAAGGCCGCAAGAAGUCCCCCGAGGUCUCAGCUCUCUCGACUCUAGAGCUCGUAGAUGGCGGUGUUGGUAUUGGUUAUCAGGGUAACCCGAUCUGGCCCUUCCUGUACAGGAAGGACGUAGACGUUAUCAUCGUCAACGAGAACUCAGCCGACACAGAAGACCAUUACCCCGAUGGGACACAGAUCUUCAACACCUACAAGGCUGCCAAGGCUGCCGGUUUGACACGCAUGCCAACCAUCCCAUCCAACAAGACUUUUGUGGCCAAGCAUUUGAACCAGAAGCCCACCUUUUUCGGAUGUAAUGACAAAAACGCUGCUACUAUCAUCUUCAUUCCCAACUACAACUACACAUAUGAAAGUGGGCAAUCGACGAACAAGAUUCAGUAUUUCCGUAACGAAACUGUCGGUAUGAUUGACAAUGGUGUUGAGGUUGGAAACUAUGGUGGCAAGAAGAACUGGCCCAUGUGUCUUGCAUGUGGUAUUAUGAAGAAGAAGGAUGGAAAGUUGCCCAAGGGAUGUUCGGCAUGCUUCAAGGAAUACUGUUUCAACUGA